UUCAUAUGACAGAGUAGCCAUUCAGUAUUCUUUUGCAUUAACUUCUAACCUAAACUUAAAAAUAAUAGAAUCUUAAGAUUUCUAUGGUUACAACAUUGUUAGGCAUUCUAAAUUUCAAUUGGUAUUCUAAAUAUAUAAAUAGAACAUUAAUGCACAGAUGAAACACUUUGCAUUUCUCCAUGCAGUUAAUCACAAAAAGUUAUAUACCCGAAGAACCCGAGAAUAAUGUUGAAUAGGUCAACAUUACAAGACGAUGCAAACGAAUAUCACACAUUUUGAACUGUAUCAUUCUAACGUACAAGACUUGCUUAGGCCUAGAUGUCUAUUUGACGGCCUUGGUUGCUCAAACAGGGGAAAAUGGCCAAUUUGUGGAAAUUGAAUACUCCACAACCACAACCCCAAACCGCUGGCGAGCCCCUGGAGUAUGUGACCUGUGUAGGGAGAGCACUACAGCCACGCUCAGACGCUGCAGAGUACGACAAAAGAGGGUCGUCCUGCAAACCCAGACCACAGCAGACAAGAUACACUAUCAGAGUCAGAUCUAAACCACUGAUGCCCACCUCAGACCCUGACGAUAAACCAAUGCUCUCCAUCGACCAAAGGGCCGACACAGUCAAUGUUGAGAGGUGGUCCAAGUGUGACAGUGAAUGUGACGCAGACAAGAUCAAGACCUCCAGGCUGUCUAAAUUCUCCCUAAGACCAGUCAUCGUCUCCCAGGGCAGUGUAAAGACACAGGUGAUUCAGGACCCCAAGGCAGGCACACUGGAAUCCAACCCGAGUCUCCUGGGAGCAAACGACAGCAUGGAAAGCCCAUACCUGAAACAUCAGAAACGAAAGAAGAAGAUGAUUAAUGGUUUCAAGCCUUUGAAACCUGUUGCUCCACAGCAACCAAGUAUUUUGCAGUGUGCCGGCAUCACUCCAGACCCCAGGAUGGAGCCGGCCAAUCAUCAGCAAGGUUCCGGAAGGGCUCCAGUGUUCCGCCGCUUCUAUGAGGUGGUGGUGGAGGAGCCCCAGAGAGUUGGACGUCGAACGUCAAGACAGAGGUCUGCCCCCGAUUCCAGGGGGUGGCGGUUGGAGCACUGUGGCGGUUGCCUGGACGAGCGUCUGGAUACGGCGGCGGACUCGAUGAAGGUGGCCUGGUCUUCCUCUGAGGAUGUCCAGCUGGAGCUGACAGGGUUAUGCCUUCAGAGGGGAUGUGGGACGGUUGGACAGGGGAGGUGUGGAUCACCAGCCAGUGGGUACCCAGCAAAGGAGGCCUGCGGCAGGAGCUCGGUGUCGGGUGACUCUGCGGAUGCUCCUGGGUGUGUGGAUGGUCUGGAGGAUUACGCUACAGAGGACAGUUGUAAGGACACAGAUUCAUUCUACGACACUAAAUGGGACCCCGGUCAACUUAAAGUGACCUUCAAACUCAAAAAUUCGAACGUGCUGUUGAGUUUCUCCGAAAAGCCAUCGACUUGAUUGGACAGGAGGCAUCUCUUGAGACAGACCUGUCUGUGAUGUCUAUCAACUACAUACAUUCCCCCCAAAAAUCUGAAAUACAUAAAUAAAUCAAAACUAAGAAAACACAAAGAU
Molecule: messenger RNA, 1572 nt
Organism: Osmerus eperlanus (European smelt)
Lineage: Eukaryota; Metazoa; Chordata; Actinopteri; Osmeriformes; Osmeridae
Exons: 7
Coding region: 358-1458 (366 amino acids)
Source: RefSeq, a predicted model, not a curated record